CAUUGGCCCGUGAAUCUCACGAUGAUGCGAAUGCAAUCACUUGGAGUGAAUGAGUGGGGUAGGUGAUGAUGUAAUAGGUAACCAUGUAGAUGGAUAUAAAUAUCGUGGUCAGAGGGUAGUCGGUAUGGCUGUACUGUCAGGGGAAGAACACUUUGCAGAUAGAUCUUGCCCUGACUCCAACGUUGAGCACUUAAAGCGGAUUGCAAGUUGUAAUAAACUUCCUGAAAGGCAACUGAUUCUGGCAAGCUUCCAAUGCAGUCUUCCAAUGUAAAGAAGAGCUUAUCUACGCCUUGAGCAUUUGUUUUUUUUUAAUGAGCGCCCAAAAUAAAGCGAGAAAGUGGAGCUAGAGUCGAGGUAUUUUUAGUGCAAUAGAUUCCCAACCACGUGUGCACAUGUUGAUCAGGAUGUUCUGCAACGCAACAAUGCAAUCGGCUUCCUUGCCAAUCUUGGUCCUUGGACUUGUAUCUGGUUUGGUGCGCUGCGCUCCUCUCUCUGCCCAGCCCAAUGCUACCUUGGAACGCAGGUGGGAGACGCUCUUGUCCCGCUCCAUGUCUCGAAUCCCCGGAGAGAGGAAGGCCAUCAGCGGAGAGACGGACUAUCUGCUGGGUAUCAAACGACUGCGACGGCUUUACUGUAACGUCGGCAUAGGAUUUCAUCUUCAAGUAUUGCCUGACGGUAGGAUUAACGGCAAACAUAACGAGAAUCAAUACAGCCUUUUGGAGAUUUCGCCCGUGGAAAGAGGGGUCGUCACCCUUUUCGGUGUCAAAAGCGGGCUGUUUGUCGCCAUGAAUAGCAAAGGCAAACUUUAUGGAUCGGCAUACUACAAUGACGAAUGCAAAUUCAGCGAAAUCCUCCUGCCCAAUAACUACAAUGCCUACGAAUCCAAAACGUACCCCAGCAUGUACAUCGCGCUGAGCAAGAAUGGCAAAACGAAGAAGGGAAACAGAGUGUCUCCCAUCAUGACAAUGACACAUUUUCUGCCGAGAAUCUGAGAGAGGCGUUCUUCAGAAAUUACCUCAGGAGGGAAGACAUAUUGUAGGAAUGAAGCCGAAAACUCGGUCGGUGCACUUUCACAAAAGCUUUAUGCAAGAUGAACAGGUGUAUCAUAUAUUUAAAUUAAUUGUGACUGAAUAUUUAUAUCUGUAUAUUUUGUUCAGAAAGUUUAUUUAUAGUUUUGCUAACUUUUUAUUAUUUCUCUGUCUGGCAAAAGAUAAGUGAUACAUUGUGUGCGUGUGUGUGUGAGUGGGUGUUUGAAUUUGUUGUAAAUGUGUGGUUAUAAUUUGUUUAAGAUGGUGAUAUGGAAUUCCUAUCUAAAAUGUGUUUGCACUGUUAUAAUUAAUCUUGUCUAAUGGAGGUCCGUGAUGUGCUUUUUUUUAUUGUUAUUUCUUAAAGUAUAAAGUCUUAGUCUUCACCCUUGACGUUUGGUUAAGUCUGUCAAUUUUUAUAUGUCUGCUGGUAACAAUGCUUGGUAUCUGACCUCCUUUGUGUAGUGUUGCUGUGUAAUUUCAAUGGAAUCCAUCCACUUCUGCUACGGAAAGUACAGUGUUGAAGUACUAACCCACAAAUCUGUUUUUAGAUCUGCUGCUGCUGAACUUUGAACUCUCCUGCAGUCAAUCUUUGUCAGAUCUUCAGGUCAGAAGCUUUUCUUAACCUACCUACAAGCUUCAGCAUUUUAGCAUUAUAAAUUACCAUACGCUUUUAAAUUUAAAAAAAUCUGUCCUAUUUAUGGCAUCUCAGAGGAGAAUUGGAUUGGGACCAUGUAAGUAUUGUUAGUGUACUUCACAAGCUCUUAAUUACACUUAACAAAAUCAGUCCACUCUGAAAAUGAAGCCAAGAUAUUUUCUAUGUCUCUUAAGCAGGUUUUAAUUCUAGCAGUAUUGUUGAGGAGAUGUACAUACGGCUGCUUUCUUAUAGUUUUCCAUUCCUUAACUCAAAGAAUUAUCUACCUCAUUUUAAGAUCCCUGAAUAAAAGUGUCUCCUCACAGAAGCUGCAUUAGAAUUUCGGACUGAGGAUUUGCCCCUAAAAUAUUGUUGGUGAUCCUAAAUCAACAUGCUACCAUAUGUAGCCAGUAGGGCGUCUAUUGCAUCCUAGUUGAGCCUUGUCACGUUUGAGCUAUCUUUACCCAGUGAUUUACUUUUAGUAGGGAUAAUCAUGGUGAAAAUAUUUGCAGACAGCUGUUAGACUACACUAUAUGGUCAUUGCGUAACCCUAUAUUUUCUUUAUAUAUUUUUCAAACUAUACCUCUGCUCUCCAAGCAGAAGAAAACAGCAACACACUUAAUUCAUACAACUUGUUUAGGGUGGAGGGAAAUAUGUGAACAAAACUAUUUCAUAGUUUGCAAAAAUUAGAAAGCAAGUGUUAUCCCAUCAUGCGGGGGUCUGGUUACGUGGACCAGAUGGGGGCUGCCAUAAAUUGCAGACAGAAACUCUAAAAUCCUUGUUAAAAUGUCUUCUGGUCUUCUCAUUGCUGCUAAGAUGGCAAAAAAUAAACACGAAAUGACACAUAUGGAUUGACGAUAACAACGAUUAGUUCAGUUUUCAACAUUCCUUUUGAUAAGCUGCUACUCAUCUUACUAGAACUUUUAACGCUACUAAAUCUUUUAGCUGGAAUGACCUUGAAAAAGAAAGCUCCUCAGAACCAAAACAUUCAAUGAUAGAGGAAAAUCUUACCAGGACCAGGUUCAAACUCUUUCUGCAUUUACGAGGUAUGCAUGUUAAAGCACCCAUUUCUGGUCCUCUGCUUUAACCUCGCUGGGGUUAGUUUGUGAAAGUUUGGUGACUGAAUUACUGGUGUUAUGCGUUCCUUCCAAUACUACAUGUAUAAACUGAACCAUUGUCACAUCAUCCUAAGGCAUAAAUGUCGUUUUUUUUGGGGGGGGGCGGAGCUUUCAUUUGAUUAAUAAUUUAUUUGGCUUUAAACAUCAGUUAAAAACUUAGGAUUCUGGUCAGAACUGAUGCACUGGAAGGAGGAAUCUUGUAACAGGAAAAAGUAUACUUACCAACAAUGAAUAAAAAUAUAGAGAGUUAGGGUAUUGGGGAUGUAAAAACGCAAGAGAAAAUGUUGUACCUCAACAUUUUUGUAGAAAAAAAUCAAGGAUUGAUGUCUUGGUUUUAGCACUUGUAUAACUUUUCAUUUCAAUGUUUAGUUUUUAUAGGAAUAUAUAGUUUAAAACUUUUUAUUUUCAUACAAAUUAUCAUUAUGAUAAUACACUGAUUAUACGUUACAUUUCGAACUCUCAUCAUUUUGAUUUAAUCUGAAAAAUAGCAGUUGAACCCCUUGCUGUUGCACAACUUGCAAGCAUACUUUCAGCUACUCAAAUGCAUUUAAUGUCAAGAUUCAAAAUUGUUUGAUGUCAUUUUCUGAACACAAGGGUAAAGGGGAAUGAAAUAGUUGUUAGUCCGGAUCAGAUACAGCACAAAAGUAUAUUAGUGUGUUUCAAUGCUGCUAUUUUGGUUAAGGUCAAGGUUAGUACAGCAUUUUGAACAGACACUUGUUACAAUGAUUGGGUCACCAAUAAGAAAUUGAUGGAUUGAUCAAUUGUAUUGCACAUGCCCAUUACUUAUGCCUUGGGAUGUAUAACCAUUGAGUUUUUAAAGUAUUACUUGAUAUAGUUGUCAUGUGAUAUUUAAACUUUAAACACA
Mobula hypostoma (lesser devil ray) is the source of this 3642-nucleotide messenger RNA. It is a transcript of the gene fgf4, whose product is annotated as fibroblast growth factor 4. The record is from RefSeq and is a predicted model, not a curated record. Gene Ontology annotation, molecular function: growth factor activity; fibroblast growth factor receptor binding. NCBI's taxonomy places the organism in Eukaryota, Metazoa, Chordata, Chondrichthyes, Myliobatiformes, Myliobatidae. Gene Ontology annotation, cellular component: cytoplasm. The coding region runs from base 393 to 992 and encodes 199 amino acids. Gene Ontology annotation, biological process: cell differentiation; positive regulation of gene expression; regulation of cell migration. The transcript is spliced from 3 exons.